CCCCCCAAAUCAGGCCCCGCCCCCUCCGUCACGCGCCGCGCGGGUUCCGGGUGCGGGCGGCGCGCGCAGCAGCCCCCCCCGCGCCCCCAGCCUGGCCAUGAGCAGCAACGCCACAGCUCCCAGUGCUCCCAGUACGGGGGACUCACUGGUGGGCUCCGUGCUGGGCCCCUUCGUCUUCCUCACCCUCCUGGGCGCCGUGGUGGCCGCGGUGAUGUACGUGCAGAAGAAGCGGAGGUCGGAGCGGCUGCGGCACCGCCUGCUGCCCAUGUACAGCUACGACCCCGCCGAGGAGCUUCAUGAGGCUGAGCAGGAGCUGCUGGUGGAGGCUGACGACACCCGGGUGGUGCCCGGCUGGGGGGGCCGCGGGCACUGGAAGGCCUGAUGCUGCCACCUCCCCCCCCCACCCGGGGUCGGAGGCACCGGAGGACAGCAGCGGGGGCACAGCGGGGGCGAUGCCACCGGGACGCCUCCCACCUUCACGCACCUUUUUUUUGGGAUGGUUUUCGUUGAAAAUGUGUCCCCCCCCCAAAAAAAAAAGCCCCCUAAAUGCACUGAGAAUGGGAUAUGGGGGCACAGCCAGGGGGGCAGGACACCCCCAGGGGCAAAUAAACGGGUUUCUUUGCAAUAAACGUGCUGGUGCUGCUUUCCCGGGGCAAAUCCCACUCAUUUUUACCCCCCCCCCCCAAAGAUACCGACCCCAUUGCAGCCCCCCCCGCCCCCCCAGGGGCUGACCCGGAGCACCGAACGUCCAUAAAAUGUUUUUAUUCAAGUAACUGCAAAUAGGAACCCAAAAGGUCGUCAACGGCGGACCGAAAAAUAAAAAUUAAAAAUAAUAACACCCCCCCCACCACCAGUUCUCUCCCUGCCGGGAGCGCCCCAAAACCCACCACCGACCCCAAUCCCGCUGUGGGGUCACGGCAGGGGGGAGGGGACCCCAAAUCCCUGCCCCGGCACCCUGCGGGCUCUGUCCCUGGGAGCAGCAGAGCGACCUGAACCUCAACAUGAACAGUAGAAAAACUAAAAAAAAAAAUUAAAACAACAAAAAAAAA
This is a messenger RNA of Anas platyrhynchos (mallard), 1049 nucleotides long. It is a transcript of the gene SMIM29, whose product is annotated as small integral membrane protein 29. The record is from RefSeq and is a predicted model, not a curated record. NCBI's taxonomy places the organism in Eukaryota, Metazoa, Chordata, Aves, Anseriformes, Anatidae.